Molecule: messenger RNA, 2001 nt
Organism: Puntigrus tetrazona (Sumatra barb)
Lineage: Eukaryota; Metazoa; Chordata; Actinopteri; Cypriniformes; Cyprinidae
Product: extracellular calcium-sensing receptor-like
Exons: 4
Coding region: 1-1509 (502 amino acids)
Biological process (GO): G protein-coupled receptor signaling pathway
Cellular component (GO): membrane
Molecular function (GO): G protein-coupled receptor activity
Source: RefSeq, a predicted model, not a curated record
AUGUUCUUAAAGCACAUAAGAAAGAAGGAAAAGAAAGGUAGGGACCUGAGAGCUGGCAAACAGAGUUCAAGGGGGAGACAAAGGAAGGAAGAGCCAGGGAAGAGACAGGAGGGAUGUGAAGCAGAAGGAGACCAGCAGGACCCAGACCAUGGUCAUGAUAGUGGCCCACGGAAUCAUAUGGAGAUCCAGAAGGCCAAUGUGGAGCUGGAGCGAUCGAGGAGUGAUGUGACAGGCCAAGGUGAAGCCAGAGGGACAAGGGAGCUCUGCAGAGAUUGUGGACUGAUGGGCCACAGUAAAGAGGAGGGAGCUAGGGGCCGACAGUCUGGGACUCAAAGGCUGGAAGCAGAGAGGAAGGAUCAUGCAGAUGAUGUGCUGAGGGUAAGCAGAGGGGCUGACAGGAGCCAGCAGUGGAAGAGACAGAAACGGGCUGGAGGGCAGGCAUUUGAGAUUCUCCUUUGGCCUGAAAUCAUGAGGGUGAUCUUGAAGGCUCUGUUGCCGGCUCUCACACCUGGUCUGAUGUCAUGGGCUCUAGCUUCAAGGCGGCACUCGGCUUUGUCGCACUCCUCUGCGAUUGCGCGUCUGUCAGCAGUGGGCUCUGGCUGUAGCUCUGUACAGUGCGGAGAUGGUGGGCUGGGAUCGAGAUCAUACGUAGCUGUCCAGAAGUUUGAUCAUGGUGAUACUAAACUGAUUACUGAUGUACUGUUUUUUUUCCCCUUCUGCUUUAAGAUAAGUCCCUCAGCUACAUGUGAAUGUCUUAGUAAUAGGAAAGAUUACCCAUCAUUCUUCAGAACUAUUGCUAGUGACUACCACCAGAGCAGAGCACUUGCAUACAUAGUCAAGCACUUUGGCUGGUCUUGGGUUGGAGCUGUGAACAGUGACAAUGACUAUGGAAACAAUGGAAUGGCUAUUUUUCUGAAAACGGCCCAGGAGGAGGGAAUUUGUGUUGAGUACUCUGUGAAAUUCCAUCGGACAGAGCCUGAAAAGCUCCAAAAAGUGGUAGAGACAAUAAAAAAGGGCACUGCAAAAGUAAUUAUUGCAUUUCUUUCUCAAGUUGAGAUGGGAAAUCUGUUUGAUCAGCUAAGUACUAAGAACAUUACAAAUGUCCAAAUGAUUGGAGUGGAGGCUUGGAUAACUUCAGAAAGUUUGAUGAUUCCAAACAGUUUUCAUGUUCUGGGAGGAUCCCUGGGGUUUGCAGUGAAGAAAGUUGAUAUUGAAGGGUUUGCAGAUUAUGUUACAAAAAGAUUCUGGCACACAGCCUUCCCAUGCUUACAGAAGGAGGAGAAUCCAUCUGAAUAUGGAAUAGAUUGCAGCAGAUAUCAGGAUCUGCUUGUGCUGAAAAAUUACAAUGAAGAUGUAACUGAACAAAGAUACUCAAGUAAUGUCUACAAAGCAGUUUAUGCUGUAGCAUAUUCACUACACAGUUUGCUCCAGUGCACAAGCAAUGGAGGCUGUGAAAAAAGUAUGACAAUACAACCACAGCAGGUAAAACGUGGUAUAAAAAUACAGUGACCAGACAUGACACUUCCAGGGACAUGUUCUGCAAAGGAUUUUUUAAACAGCCUAAAAAAUUACAAAGAUGUUGAACUAGGAACACUUCGAACUUAGCAAAAUCAGGUCCUGCAUACAGUUUAGCAGUUAUACCGCACAGGGCAAAGAGUGAAAAUUUUGUUAUUUUAGACUAUUUAGAAAUCCUGGGCAGAAUGUGCCCCAGGAAGUGGCAUAUCUGGUCACCUUAUAUAAAAAGAAGAGCAAAAGGAUGAACUUUUUGUUUUUCACUAGGUGGUUGAGGCUCUGAAGACAAUAAAUUCCACAGUAAAGACAGGAGACCAUGUGUGGUUUGACAGCAGUGGUGCAGUUGUAGCACAAUAUGAAGUUGUGAACUGGCAGCAGGACCUAAAUGGAUCAAUCCAGUUCAAGCCAGUGGGAUACUAUGAUGCUUCACUACCUCCUGACCAACGCUUUGUGCUCAACACGGAAAACAUAGUUUGGGCAGGAGGACAG